This is a messenger RNA of Saccharomycopsis crataegensis, 1209 nucleotides long. RefSeq lists its product as uncharacterized. Gene Ontology annotation, biological process: positive regulation of transcription by RNA polymerase II. The record is from RefSeq and is a predicted model, not a curated record. Gene Ontology annotation, molecular function: DNA-binding transcription factor activity, RNA polymerase II-specific. NCBI's taxonomy places the organism in Eukaryota, Fungi, Ascomycota, Saccharomycetes, Ascoideales, Saccharomycopsidaceae. The coding region runs from base 1 to 1209 and encodes 402 amino acids. The transcript has a single exon.
AUGAGCAACAGCAGUAAAAAAGCAAAGGUCAAAUUGACCAUUAAGCUUGAUAAUAAUAAACCUGCGAAGGGCGGGCCCGAAUGGCUCUCAUCUCCAGUGCUUCCUGCUUCAUCUACUGAUAAAUUACCGUCACCAGCUGACGAAUUUCCCUUAGAAACCCCAACCAACGGCACUUUCACAUCGACAUUGCCUCCUCGGAAGAGAGCAAGAACUAAGGAGGAAAAAGAACAGCGCCGGAUUGAAAGAAUACUUCGUAACCGUCGGGCAGCCCACUUGAGUCGUGAGAAAAAAAAGAAGUACAUAGAGCUUCUUGAAAAUGGGAUUAUCGGGCUUGUUGCUGGGGUUCGCGAAUGCCAGAAAACCUUUUUUGAUUCAAAUGCUGUUUUAUCAGGAACUCUGGACCCAGAAACUAAAUUACGCGAAAUAUCAACAAUGAUAAGUACAAUUUCGACAAGAUUCACAGAAGAUGAAAGUUGGGCAUUGAAUAACCAGUGCCUUGAUGAAAUUCUUGAGAAAAUCCACCAGAAUAAAAACUUGACCAUGCAAGUGAAAAAUGAUGACUCGGGAGAAACUAAUAGCGGAUCGGUACCGUCUGCCAAUAGCAAAGCCAUUACUACCCCGGUAAUCGAUGCGAUAUCGACCUUUCUGACGAGUAAUCCAACAACCCCAACCAGUGCCAUAAGUCUUCAUCAUUCGGUGCUCAAUGGCCCGCUUUCACAGCCACAUCCUGCUCAACGCGGUUUGAAUGGUCAUCGUGGUGGACCAACUGUGGUUACUCAUACCAUCAAUACCUACCUUAAGACCCAGAAACAUUAUCUGAAUCCAAGCACUCCCCGUAGCGCGGUACAUGAAGCCUUUGGCGAUGCCGAAAGCGAUGCAGAGGCAGCCGAACUGCUCCAAAGGCUCGCCAAUACCCCUGUUUCAGUAAAGCAUCUGGUCAACGGGCAUAGUAUCGCCCAUAAUCCAAUAAGUACUGCUUUGGCUUCUGCUCCAACAAGUGUCCCAUCAUCAUCAUCCGUGCCGCCUCUAAAUGGCCUAGGAAUAGCAUUCAAUGGCAAUGCUAAUGGGCAAUUAUUGAAUAUGAAUCCGAAUGUCGAUUUUGCAAAAACCGAAAGCACGCCAAUAGAGGUUGACACCACCGAUGACGAGGAAGAGGAGAACGAUGCCAUCAGAAUUAUGAUGUCCUUGAGAAACGGAAAUGGAAAAUGA